Molecule: messenger RNA, 1932 nt
Organism: Saccostrea echinata
Lineage: Eukaryota; Metazoa; Mollusca; Bivalvia; Ostreida; Ostreidae
Product: apoptosis-inducing factor 1, mitochondrial-like
Exons: 17
Coding region: 22-1857 (611 amino acids)
Biological process (GO): apoptotic process; mitochondrial respiratory chain complex assembly
Cellular component (GO): cytoplasm; mitochondrion
Molecular function (GO): NAD(P)H oxidase H2O2-forming activity; protein dimerization activity; FAD binding
Source: RefSeq, a predicted model, not a curated record
UGAGAGUCCGAGGAGACGAAAAUGUACCGGCUCGUUCCGUUAAAUAGAGUGUUUACACGAACUAUUUCUUCAGUGACACGCAAACUACAACAUAAAAAAUGUACCCCGGAUCAUUUGUGCAUAAGAUGCUUGUCAAAUUGGUCUGAUAACAGAGGAAAAGAACAUGAUUGGUCAUCAAGAAAUAGAACAUAUGCAGCGGUGGCAGCUACAUCUUUAGCUUCAUUGUACAUGUUGACAAAGACAGGAAGAACAGAAGAGGACCAGUGGUUCUGCUACACAGCUCAGUGUGAAACUAAACAUGUGGUAGCUGGGGUAGUUCCCGGAGCAAAACAAUCAACAUCAGCAACAGAAGAAAGUAAACCCACAGAAUCUACAGAGAAUAAAGGAGAAACCAGUACGCCAGAACCACCGUUUUACAAAUACCUCAUUGUAGGAGCUGGAACCUCCUCUGUGGCAGCUUAUAGGGCAAUUAAAGCACGUGAUCCAAAAGCAAAGGUACUUAUAAUAGGAGAUGAGCCUGAUGUCCCCUACGAGCGUCCUCCUCUGUCUAAAGAGCUGUGGUAUAUUGACAAAAACCUGGCUCAAAACUACAAAUUUGGAAAAGGAAAGAGAGACACUAUUUUCUAUGAACCAAGGCCAUUUUAUCUAGAACCUGAGGCAUUAUUAGAGGCAGAAAAUGGGGGCGUUGGUCUUAUUUCUGGUAAAAAGGUUGUAAAACUUGAUUCUCACAAAAAGAAGGUGUGGUUAAAUGAUGGGUCAGAAAUACUCUAUGACAAAUGUCUCCUAGCUACAGGAGGCCGUCCAAAGAAUCACCCUGUUAUGGAAUCAGCUGAAAAAGAUGUUCAAGAUAGAACUAUUCUUUUCAGAAAUACUUCAGAUUUUACUCGACUUUAUGAAGCCGUAGAGAAUUCUAAAUCAGUUGCCAUCAUAGGUGGUGGAUUUCUUGGAAGUGAACUGGCCUGUGCUCUAGGAUUCAAAGGAUUAAAAGUUCAUCAGAUCAUUCAAGAGAAAGGAAAUCUUGGUACAGUUCUCCCAGAGUAUCUCAGUAAACACACCACAGAUAAAGUUCGUGAGAGUGGCGUGGAUGUGAUUACCAAUCAGACAGUAACAGGGGCACAAUACACUGACAAUCAGGUAGAACUAACUCUGGAAGAUGGGUCAAAGAUCUUGGUGGAUAAUGUUGUGGUAUCUGUGGGAUUAGAGCCCAAUGUGGAUCUGGCCAAGUCCUCCAACUUAGAGGUGGACGAGAAGCAUGGAGGCUUCCGUGUCAAUGCUGAACUAGAGGCUAUGUCUGAUGUGUGGGUGGCAGGUGAUGUUUCAUGUUUUUAUGACAUCAAACUUGGCCGUAGGAGAAUAGAACAUCAUAACCAUGCGUGGGUCAGUGGAAAAUUGGCAGGUGAAAACAUGACUGGGGCUGCCAAAAUGUAUAGAUAUCAGUCUAUAUUUUGGUCAGAUCUGGAACCAUAUGUAUCAUUCCAGGCCAUUGGAAUCAUAGACUCAAAUUUAGAGACAUAUGCAGUUUUUGAAAGACCUCAAGAAAAAAAGAAAAAGAGAAAAAAGAAAUCAAAGGAGAACAGUUCAGCUGUAACAAAUCAGUCAGGAGAAGCUAAAAAGUCACAAGAGACAAAACAAUCAGAGACUAUUAGCAAGGAUCCUAAAUCUACAGUGGUAAAGCCUGAAGAGUUUAAUAAAGGGGUGAUCUUCUACAUCAGGGGUGGAUCCAUUGUUGGUGUUUUGUUGUGGAAUAUUUCAGGGAAAAUAUAUAGAGCAAGACAGGUUCUAAGUGAUGGAUGUAAAGAUGAAGAUUUGUAUGAAGUUGCCAAACUUUUCUUUGCACCAAGGAAGUGUGAAGAAUGAAGACUGUGAUACAUCUUUUAUUGUAGUUAAUGUUUAAUAGAACAAAUAAAAUAGAAAAUAUAUCAUUUUUAAGUA